CUGUCACGCAAUCUCGCAGCUAUUAUCAUCGCGUCCAAAAUGGCGGACGCUUUAAAAAUCGUAUCGGAGUUUGCUCUAUCUGUUGACUUCAGCACUGACAAACUGGGACCGGAUUUCAUGUGGUUUAACCCUCCGCCGAAAUGGCAGAUGAAAUUCCACGGGGACUCUGGGGGAAUGAAAGUCGUGCCGAGAGGCAAGACAGAUUUCUGGCGAAGAACAUACUACAAACCAGAACUAAUAAAAGACAACGGGCAUUUGCUCCACCUCAUUGUCAAGCAGGAGAUGUGCAUAAUAGAAACGUCAUUUGAUUUGACAGCUGUCAAUCAGUUUGACCAGGCAGGUAUUAUGAUCAGAAUGGGAAACGAACGUUGGAUGAAAAUUGGUCUUGAAUUUGUGGACGGAACAUACCGAGCAAGCUGUGUUGUCACAAACAAAUAUAGUGACUGGUCCACUCAAGAUUGGCAUGAUGGCAAGCUAGCGCUGCGAAUACACAAGAUCUGUGACGAUUAUGUGAUUGAAUGCAAGCCUCGUGCCGGUAGCAAUGACCAGUGGAAGUUCAUACGUAUAACUCACAUGGACUCAGGAGGUCACCCAAUCCAAAUAGGCCUUUACUGCUGUGCCCCCACAGGUGAAGGGAUGGACGUAGUCUUCGACAAAUUCACGAUACAUUCAUCUGACGGAAGACACCCUCAUAAUAAUAAUGCGUAGAUAUGUUGCGCUACCACAGGCUUCCCACCCUCCUUGCUAGGCACUAAGAAUGUAGCCUAAAAACGUCUGCGAGGGAGGCUACCGUAAAUGCGGCGUGGUCAUAACUACAUUCACGCAAAUAGUAUCUGAGUUAUAUUUCUGUUCUCUUGUUAAUGAAACAGACAUAGCUGGGAUCAGGGGCGGAUCCAGGAAUUCAAAAUGGGGGGUGGAUGAUCGCCGGAUAGACGGCUUAUAACUGAUCAAGUGGUUUUUUGGUAGGUCACUUAGAUAUAACAAUACUACACGCUGAAUUGGAUUUGUCGCGUCCGCAAAUUGAAGCAGGCGAAGGAAAAUGGACAGCACCUCCCGUCCCUCAGACAUUUAUUUUCAUCAAACAAAGUGACUUUUCAAUUUUUUUUACUCAGAAUGGGGGUUUCCGCCCAAUCCACCCCCCACUGUAUCCGCCCCUUGGGAUGCAAAUGUGUCUGUCUUUGGUGAUGUUUCUUCCCUAAAAGCUAUAAAACAAAUGUGUGUUUUAGUGGCUCUGAAAUGAAAACUAAAAUAAAUCGCUGUAAGCACGUAGUUGGGGAUGUAGUAAAACUAUAAAAGGAUAUAUUUACACCCCAACUAUUUUUCUUUUAAGAUUAUGGAGAUAUUUUCUCAACCUUCAAGCGCGUUCAGGUUGAAGGGGGAGGGGGGGCACCCUCUAGCUAAGCGCCUAACCUUUCCUUACGAAAGUAGGAAGCUUUUGGUGUAAGGCCCAGGCCAAACGAGGACACAUGUUGCCGGGACAGUGAAGAAACAUGGGCGCGGAUUAACAUUUUUUUCAGGCCACACGUGUCCUCGUUUGGCCAGGACCUAACGCAUAAGUUCCUAGUUAGACCCUUGGCCGCCCAGAAAGCGUUGGUUAUUCACAAAGAAUGAUCAGGUUUUGCAAUUCUGAAAAAAAAAUCGUACAAAAAGGCACGGGAAGAGAAGUAUCACAAAGUUAUCAAAUGUAAA
Molecule: messenger RNA, 1689 nt
Organism: Nematostella vectensis (starlet sea anemone)
Lineage: Eukaryota; Metazoa; Cnidaria; Anthozoa; Actiniaria; Edwardsiidae
Product: regulation of enolase protein 1
Exons: 6
Coding region: 40-708 (222 amino acids)
Source: RefSeq, a predicted model, not a curated record